AUGAAUUCCUCAGACUUUCUUUCACUCCAGGCAUUGUCUUGCCUCUUGUUAUUGCUAAUUGGAAUAAGCAAUGCGGAGUUAAAAAGUGAAGAAUACCAAACAUACAUCGUCCACAUGGACAGCUCUCACAAGCCUGCCACAUUCUUAACCCACGAAUCAUGGCACCGGUUCACGCUCAGAUCUUUAUCAAAUCCAGCCGAUGGCGAAGGAACCUUUUUGUACUCCUACAGUCAUGUCAUGCAGGGGUUUAGUGCCAGGCUCACACCUUCUCAGUUGGCUGAAAUCGAGAAAUCCCCAGCUCACAUUGGCACAUAUAGAGAGUCAUUUGGGAAGCUAUUCACCACCCACAGCCCCAAGUUUCUAGGAUUGAGACAAAACUCUGGAAUAUUGCCCACUGCAUCUCGUGGUGAAGGAGUGAUCAUUGGGAUCAUUGAUACAGGAAUUUGGCCAGAGAGUGAAAGUUUUCAUGACAAAGGCAUGCCACCAGUUCCUCAGAGAUGGAAGGGCAAGUGUGAGAAUGGCACAGCAUUUAGCCCUUCUGCCUGUAACAGGAAGCUCAUUGGCGCUCGAUCUUUCAGCAAAGGACUCAUAGCUGCAGGAAGAAAAAUUUCUACAGAGUAUGACUAUGACUCCGCGAGAGACUUCUUUGGUCAUGGAACACACACAUCAUCCACCGCGGCUGGUAGCUGUGUUCUUGGUGCAAAUCACUUUGGAUAUGCAAGAGGCACAGCCAGAGGAGUAGCACCUGCCGCACAUGUUGCCAUGUACAAGGUACUCUUUGCAACAGAUACUGAAGAGAGUGCAGCAACUGAUGUACUGGCUGGAAUGGACCAAGCUAUUGCUGAUGAGGUUGACAUUAUGUCAUUGUCUCUGGGUUUUACGCAAACACCAUACUUCAAUGAUGUUAUUGCCAUAGCUUCACUUUCAGCAAUGGAGAAAAACAUUUUUGUUGUAUGUGCAGCUGGGAAUGAUGGAGCCUAUAAUUCCACGUACAAUGGUGCACCCUGGAUCACAACAGUCGGAGCUGGCACACUUGAUCGGAGUUUCACUGCUACAAUGACUCUAGAAAAUGGGUUGACAUUUGAAGGAACAUCUUACUUUCCACAGAGCAUUUACAUCGAAGAUGUUCCAUUAUAUUAUGGCAAAAGUAACGGGUCCAAAUCAAUAUGCAACUACGGAGCAUUGAAUAGAAGUGAGGUUCAUCGAAAGAUAGUACUCUGUGAUAAUAGCACCACCAUAGAUGUUGAAGGGCAAAAGGAGGAGCUUGAAAGGGUAGGUGCAUACGCUGGAAUAUUCAUGACAGAUUUUUCACUUUUAGAUCCAGAAGACUACAGCAUUCCCAGCAUAGUUCUACCAACUGUUUCUGGGGCUUUGGUUAGAGAGUAUGUGGCUAACGUGACUGCAGCAAAGGUGAAGAGCAUGGCAUUUUUGUCCACUAAUUUGGGUGUCAAACCGGCACCUCAAGUGGCUUAUUUUUCUUCAAGAGGCCCAGAUCCAAUCACCCCAGGUGUCCUAAAACCAGAUAUUCUUGCUCCAGGAGUUGACGUGCUUGCAGCAAUUGCACCAAACAAGCCUUUCAUGGAAUUAGGGAAAUAUGAUUUGACAACAGAUUAUGCUUUAUACUCGGGCACAUCAAUGUCAGCACCACAUGUUGCAGGAGUAGCAGCUUUACUAAAAAAUAUUCAUCCUGAAUGGAACCCUGCAGCCAUCCGAUCAGCUCUUAUGACCACGGCAUAUACCAAAGACAACACUCGCACUACCAUGAAAAACCAGAUGAUAAAUCUUCCAGCUACACCUUUGGACUUUGGUGCUGGACACAUCAAUCCAAACAAAGCUAUGGACCCUGGACUUAUCUAUGACAUGAAUGUUCAAGAUUAUGUCAACUUCUUAUGUGGCCUUGGCUAUACUGCAAAGCAGAUGAGUGCUGUUCUCAGACGUAAUCAAUGGAGCUGCAGUCAAGAACCAACGGACCUGAAUUAUCCUUCCAUUACAGCCAUAUUUACCAACAAAACCAGCUCUCCAACAACAAAGACAUUUAGCAGGGUUGUGACGAAUGUGGGAGAUGAUGACAGUGUUUACCAAGCAACUAUAGAAAUUCCUAAAGAGAUGAGAAUCAAGGUAGAGCCAAGAACCCUGUCAUUCACAAAGAAAAACCAAAAGCAAGGUUUUGUCAUCAGUAUCGACAUUGAUGAGGAUGCUCCAACCGUGACGUAUGGCUAUCUCAAAUGGAUCGAUCAACAUAAUCACACAGUAUCCAGCCCAGUAGUGGCUAUCAAAUUCUAAGCUCUAACAUUUGUCCAUGCAC
Molecule: messenger RNA, 2305 nt
Organism: Populus trichocarpa (black cottonwood)
Lineage: Eukaryota; Viridiplantae; Streptophyta; Magnoliopsida; Malpighiales; Salicaceae
Product: subtilisin-like protease SBT3
Exons: 1
Coding region: 1-2283 (760 amino acids)
Biological process (GO): proteolysis
Molecular function (GO): serine-type endopeptidase activity
Source: RefSeq, a predicted model, not a curated record